Vicia faba (fava bean) is the source of this 528-nucleotide messenger RNA. NCBI's taxonomy places the organism in Eukaryota, Viridiplantae, Streptophyta, Magnoliopsida, Fabales, Fabaceae. The record is from the annotation of a GenBank genome assembly.
AUGGUUCAAAAAUUUGUUGGGUGUUACAAACAAGCUGUUAAUGGAAAGAAAAGUGGGACAUUGGAGAACGAUAUCAUGGCCUCUGCACAUGCUUUUUUUGCUCAGGAUCAAGGUACAACAUUCAAUCUUGAGUACGCAUGGCGACUGUUAAAAGAUGAACCUAAAUGGAUGGGAGAAUCGAUUGGAAGUUCUUCAAAAAUAACAAAGACUUCCGCUAGUGGGGCAUCAUCGGAGAACCCAGAUACACAUUCAAGUUAUGAGUUUAACUCAUCAUCACCAAUGGAGCGUCCAAUGGGACAAAAAGCGGCAAAAGGGAAGGGUAAGACAAAUAAUAUUCCAACUGCAACAGAAGAUGCAAAGAAUAAAAGAACAACGGCAAUGGAAAGACUAGCGCAAUAUAAGGAGGACGAGAUAGAAGUAAAGGUAAUGCAAAUCAUGAUGAAAGACACUUCUACUAUGAGCGAUAGUCAACGAGAUAUUCAUGAAAAAUAUUGUAAUAAGAUGGAAAAAAAUAUGGAAUGUAGUUAG